CCCCCGCCGCCCGCCCCGCCGGGCCCGGCCUGUCACGGCGCCGCCGCCGCCAUCGCGCCCCCCCCUCCCCUCAGCGGCCCCGGCGGCCGCGCUGAGCCCCCGGCCCCGCAGUACAUCCAGGCCGAGCCCCCCACCAACAAGUCGCUGUCGAGCCUGGUGGUGCAGCUGCUGCAGUUCCAGGAGGAGGUGUUCGGCAAGCACGUCAGCAACGCGCCCCUCACCAAGCUGCCGAUCAAAUGCUUCCUGGAUUUCAAGGCGGGGGGAGCCCUGUGCCACAUCCUGGCAGCCGCCUAUAAAUUCAAGAGCGACCAAGGAUGGCGGCGUUUCGAUUUCCAGAAUCCCUCGCGCAUGGACCGCAACGUGGAGAUGUUCAUGACCAUCGAGAAAUCCCUGGUGCAGAACAACUGCCUGGCUCGGCCCAACAUCUUCCUGCACCAGGAGAUCGAGCCCAAACUGCUGGGGAAGCUCAAGGACAUCGUCAAGAGGCACCAGGGCACCGUGACCGAGGACAAGAGCAACGCGUCCCACAUCGUCUGCCCCGUGCCUGGGAACCUGGAGGAAGAGGAGUGGGUCCGGCCCGUCAUGAAGCGUGACAAGCAGGUGCUGCUGCACUGGGGGUACUACCCUGACAGCUAUGACACCUGGAUCCCGGCCAGCGAGAUCGAGGCGUCCGUGGAGGAUCCCCCGACACCGGAGAAACCCCGGAAGGUCCACGCCAAGUGGAUCCUGGACACGGACACCUUCAACGAGUGGAUGAACGAGGAGGAUUACGAGGUGACGGACGAGAAGAGCCCCGUCACCCGCAGGAAGAAGAUCUCGGCCAAGACACUGACAGAUGAGGUGAACAGCCCCGACUCGGAUCGGCGGGACAAGAAGGGGGGUAACUACAAGAAGAGGAAGCGCUCGCCCUCGCCCUCGCCCACCCCUGAGGCCAAGAAGAAGAACGCAAAGAAAGGACCCUCCACCCCCUAUAACAAAUCCAAGCGCGGGCACCGUGAGGAGGAGCAGGAGGACCUGACCAAGGACAUGGACGAGCCCUCGCCCGUCCCCAACGUGGAGGAGGUGACCCUGCCCAAAACAGUGAACACCAAGAAGGACUCGGAGUCGGCUCCCGUCAAGGGGGGCACCAUGACAGACCUGGAUGAGCAGGAAGAUGAGAGCAUGGAGACAGCUGGCAAGGACGAGGAGGAGAACGGCACCGGCAGCAAAGGGGAGCAGGCCAAGAACCCCGACCUGCACGAGGACAACGUGACAGAGCAGACCCACCACAUCAUCAUCCCCAGCUACGCCGCCUGGUUCGACUACAACAGCGUCCACGCCAUCGAGCGCCGCGCCCUGCCCGAGUUCUUCAACGGCAAAAACAAAUCCAAGACCCCCGAAAUAUACCUGGCGUACCGGAACUUCAUGAUCGACACGUACCGGCUGAACCCGCAGGAGUACCUGACCUCCACGGCCUGCCGGCGCAACCUGGCCGGGGACGUCUGUGCCAUCAUGCGGGUCCACGCCUUCCUGGAGCAGUGGGGUCUCAUCAACUACCAGGUGGACGCCGAGAGCCGGCCCACCCCCAUGGGCCCCCCGCCCACCUCGCACUUCCACGUGCUGGCCGACACGCCCUCGGGGCUGGUGCCGCUGCAGCCCAAGACGCCCCAGCAGCCCAGCUCGGCCUCGCAGCAGAUGCUGAACUUCCCGGACAAGGGCAAGGAGAAGCCGGCGGACAUGCAGAACUUCGGGCUCCGCACCGACAUGUACACCAAGAAGAACGUCCCCUCCAAGAGCAAAGCGGCCGCCAGCGCCACGCGGGAGUGGACGGAGCAGGAGACGCUGCUGCUGCUGGAGGCCCUGGAGAUGUACAAGGACGACUGGAACAAGGUGUCGGAGCACGUGGGCAGCCGCACGCAGGACGAGUGCAUCCUGCACUUCCUGCGCCUGCCCAUCGAGGAUCCCUACCUGGAGGACUCGGAGGCCUCGCUGGGACCCCUGGCCUACCAGCCCAUCCCCUUCAGCCAGUCGGGCAACCCCGUCAUGAGCACCGUGGCCUUCCUGGCCUCCGUGGUGGAUCCGCGCGUGGCCUCGGCCGCCGCCAAGUCGGCUCUGGAGGAAUUCUCCAAGAUGAAGGAGGAGGUGCCCACGGCGCUGGUGGAGGCCCACGUGCGCAAGGUGGAGGAGGCGGCCAAGGUGACGGGCAAGGCCGACCCCGCCUUCGGGCUGGAGAGCAGCGGCAUCGCCGGCACCGCCUCGGAGGAGCCCGAGCGCAUCGAGGAGAGCGGGGCGGAGGAGGCGCGGGCGGAGGCGCAGCCGGCCGAGGAGAAGAAGGAGGCGAAGGAGCCCAGGGAUGGCACCGCCGAGGAGGAGACCAAGGAGAAACCCGGGGAAACCCCCAAGAAGGAGGAGGAGAAGGGGAAGGAGGUGGAGAGCGAGAAGGAGCCCGACAAGGGCGACGGUGACAGCACAGGGGAGCCCGAGAAGGAGAAGGAGGUGAAGGAAGGGCCGGAUGAGGCACCCAAGGAGCCCCCAGAGCCCGAGGCCGAGCGCAAGGCCAAGGUGGAGCGGGACAUCGGCGAGGGGAACCUGUCCACGGCCGCCGCCGCCGCGCUGGCCGCCGCCGCCGUCAAGGCCAAGCACCUGGCGGCCGUGGAGGAGCGCAAGAUCAAGUCCCUGGUGGCGCUGCUGGUGGAGACGCAGAUGAAGAAGCUGGAGAUCAAACUGCGGCACUUCGAGGAGCUGGAGACCAUCAUGGACCGCGAGCGCGAGGCCCUGGAAUACCAACGGCAGCAGCUGCUGGCCGACCGCCAGGCGUUCCACAUGGAGCAGCUGAAAUACGCCGAGAUGCGCGCCCGGCAGCAGCACUUCCAGCACCUGCAGCAGCAGCAGCAGCAGCAGCAGCCCCCGCUGCCCCCCGGGGCACAGCCCCUGCCCGCCACCGGUGCUCAGGGAUUGCGGUUGGCUGAUUAA
Pyrgilauda ruficollis (rufous-necked snowfinch) is the source of this 2952-nucleotide messenger RNA. It is a transcript of the gene SMARCC2, whose product is annotated as SWI/SNF related, matrix associated, actin dependent regulator of chromatin subfamily c member 2. Gene Ontology annotation, molecular function: nucleosomal DNA binding; histone binding. Lineage: Eukaryota; Metazoa; Chordata; Aves; Passeriformes; Passeridae. Gene Ontology annotation, biological process: positive regulation of DNA-templated transcription. The annotation marks the transcript as partial. Gene Ontology annotation, cellular component: SWI/SNF complex; nBAF complex; npBAF complex. The transcript is spliced from 26 exons. The record is from RefSeq and is a predicted model, not a curated record.